CUAGUCGGGAUCGGGGUGCACUGGCGUGUUCCGCGACUAAAUGCGAACGGGUUGCAGAGUCGUUGCUGGCCUCUUCCUGACCUCUCAGCAUAGCUGCGUCUCUGCUCUAACUUCUGCAUGCGUAUCUAUCAGUUUUGAGAUAAACGAGCAUCCAGGCAACGUUACCGUACAACGGUGGCUCUGUAUAGUGUCGGAAUAUCCCGCAGACCAUGCGUUCAAGUAUGAGAAGAGGGGAUACGUACGCAGCACGGAUAUAGCGAUAAUCAAUAGUCAACAGUACCAGUGACGACACCAUGAAGGUGUAGGUAUGCGCGACAAGACCGGCACAAAGACAUACCUGGCAUAUGACAACUUGUGGACAUGCCGCAAAUGCCACUGUGGUGUACAAAGCUAGCGCCGUCUCGUGAAGAUGGCGCUACGAUGUCUACACAGUGGUGUGA
Messenger RNA from Fomitopsis serialis, 440 nucleotides. RefSeq lists its product as uncharacterized. The coding region runs from base 41 to 286 and encodes 81 amino acids. The record is from RefSeq and is a predicted model, not a curated record. Lineage: Eukaryota; Fungi; Basidiomycota; Agaricomycetes; Polyporales; Fomitopsidaceae. The transcript has 4 exons.